AUGACCCCGGCCGACUCGCCCCGGCGCGUCCUUGGCUUGGCGUUUUCGGCAGCGGUUAUAUUGUGUACCGUCUUGGCAUUCUAUUCCUCCGACCACAUUACUCUUCGUCAAUGCGUUGCCCGCCCAAUUACCACACAAACGGCCCAGGAGCUACCGGCGUUUCGGGAAACGUUAGAAUACUUCAUCGACUAUCCCAUCAGAUCCCCUUUCAAGGAUGGUUUCGGUGAGCUUGGUCGGCGCAGCCGAGUCCUGCGUGAUUGGCUCGUCAUGGCCGACAACAUGCCCAAGACUGCGCCGACACGGGCAGUCCUCGAGGAGGCUUCUGAGGAGGUUGCCUUGAGCCUCUUCCCUUUCCUAGCAAACUACAAGUCGCCUUGGAAAGGCAGAACGAUUGGCCGGAGAACGCCCGUGUCUGAUAUUAGAGCCUCUUUCAGUGACAGCUCCGCUGGGAUUGUCAUCCCGGCUGGCGACAAAAAUGCCCUCUUUGCUGCGCACUUGAUCGGCUCGUUGCGGACUGUCUUGAAGUCCACCCUGCCCAUCCAGAUAGCCUACGCUGGCGACGCUGACCUCUCGAAGGCCAACCGCAACUUGCUCGCCGGCGUGGUGAACGACAGUCUACCGAUCGAAUUUCUCGAUGUCUCGACCGUAUUUCAGCAAGAUAACGACGACAUCACCAAGAUAUACAAGGCCGAGGGGGGCGAGCCGACGAAAGAAGGCGAAGAGAAACCGCUGAAGCGAGAGUCGCUUCAUGCUCCAUUUUUCCGCUUCUUGGACCGCUCUUCCGGUGGCGGCUGGGCUUUCAAGUCAUUUGCGGCGCUGGCGACGCGGUUCGAAAAAGUGAUCCUUCUCGAUGCCGACGCUGUCUUCGUCCAACCACCAGAGUCAUUGCUUGCACAGGAAGAUUUCAACAGAACCGGUGCGCUAUUGUUCCAUGAUCGGCUGUUAUGGAAGAACGCCUUUCCGGCACGCCACGAGUGGUGGCACGACCAGAUCCGACGGCCGAGCGCCGAGCUGAGCAAGUCUCUCGUGUGGAGCGAGCAAUACGCAGAGGAAGGGGACUCAGGCGUGGUGGUGUUGGACAAGGGCCGCGUAGAUGUGUUGGUCGGGCUGCUGCACACAUGUUGGCAGAACACAUACGCAGUGCGGCAGGAGGUGACGUACAAGAUUCUUUACGGCGACAAGGAGUCAUGGUGGAUGGGGCUCGAGCUGGCGGGCUCGUCAUACACCAUGGAGGAGCACUACGGGGCGAUGGUAGGCUGGGCGACCACCGAUCCCAUCAAGGAAGAUGAAAGUGGAGGAACAAACGGGACCGACAGCAAGACGGUCGAAAAUCCCAAGCCCACGAAGGUGUGCAGCUUUGUGAUUGCACAUAUGGACAAGUCGAAACGACUGCUGUGGUACAACGGCAGCCUGAGAAAGAACAAGGCGCAUUUGAACGAUGUCGAGUACGAGGUUCCGCGCCAGUGGAUGCUGGAUGGAGAUUGGGAAAAGGGUGCCCAGAAAAUGGACAUGAGCUGCAUGCGAGGUGCCCCGAUACACGACCUGACUACAGAGGAGGUGGCGAUAUUGCAACGGUCGAUCGAUCUGGCGCAAAUGGUGGACCUGGCGUUUACAUCAUGA
This is a messenger RNA of Grosmannia clavigera kw1407, 1620 nucleotides long. RefSeq names its product glycosyl transferase. Bases 1 to 1620 code for a protein of 539 amino acids. The transcript has a single exon. Gene Ontology annotation, molecular function: alpha-1,3-mannosyltransferase activity. NCBI's taxonomy places the organism in Eukaryota, Fungi, Ascomycota, Sordariomycetes, Ophiostomatales, Ophiostomataceae. Gene Ontology annotation, cellular component: Golgi apparatus. The record is from RefSeq and is a predicted model, not a curated record. Gene Ontology annotation, biological process: protein O-linked glycosylation.